Messenger RNA from Closterium sp. Naga37s-1, 6546 nucleotides. NCBI's taxonomy places the organism in Eukaryota, Viridiplantae, Streptophyta, Zygnematophyceae, Desmidiales, Closteriaceae. The record is from the annotation of a GenBank genome assembly.
AUGUCCGCGAUACUGUUGUCCGCGUUACUGUUCGCCGCAUUACUAGUCACUCCAGCGGUAGCCCAGGGGACAGAUGCGGCCUCCCCCGGCUGUACCGUCUCCGCGUCGGCGGUAUCCUGCCCGGCGGGACUUGGGGGCCGCGCUUUUGCGCUCAACGCGCAAGCUUACAUCGCGGGCGCAGGCCGAGAAAACGCGCUCGUCCUGGGCGCGGGCGGAACCGCGGAUAAGGGAUCCGCGGGUUCCGCAUUCACUAUCGCCGCGCUCUCGCCUCCGCUCGGUGGCGGAGGCUCCUUUUCGGCGCGCUUCACAUUCCAGCUGGAGGGGCAGAACGAGGCUGACGUGGCAACGGGGCUUGCUUUCGUCAUCAUUGGCGGAACCAAAACCGCUGUCGGAUCGCCUAGCUCUGCCGGCUACGGCGGCGCCGCCUUCGAUGCCAGCCUGGCAGUGGUGAUCAACGGCCGCCCGCCCAUCUCUGCCGGCCUGCUGCUGGGCGGCAAGGCGGACGGCACUGCCGGAUGGGCGGCUCUCAACCCCUCCGCGCCUGACGCACCCCAUCUCCUGGUCCCGGGGGUGCAGCAGCACGCCUGGGUGGACUACGACGCCUCUAGCACCACCCUCCGCCUCUUCCUCAGCGGCUCCUCCCCCACCAAGCCUGCAGCUCCGGUGCUCUCCGAGCCUGUCGACCUGGCUCGGACGCUCGGCUUGGCCGCAGACGGCAGCUGCCCAGAUGGCAUUGGCGAGGUGGCGGUGGGCGGCGGUGGUUGUCUGUUUGUGGGGUUUACGGGAGGGUCGGCAGCAGUGGAUACAGCUGAGCUGGCAGCAGCGGGAGUGGUCCCCGGAGGGGAGCUCAUCCAGACCGUUGACUCGUUUGACUUCAAAUUCCUCUCCGCUGGCGCUACAUCCGGCGCUACAGCGGGCGCUACAGCCGGUGCUACAGCUGAUACUGCCACUGCUACCUCUGCUGAUGCUACCAGCACCGAAUCUCGCCUCCCCCGCUCGGCAGAUAUCAGCAGUGCAACAGUAGCUUCUUUCGGAGCCACAGACCCCUCCGCUGCUGGCGGCGGUCUCUUCUCAGUCGCCUCUGUCGAUACCGGCUCUGGCACUGGUGGUCUCACUGGCACGUCCGCCGCUCCUGCCCCUGCCCCGUCCGCUUCCUCUUCCCCUGCCCCCUGCAACGUCACUGCCACCAGCAUCUCGUGUGCUGGUUUCUCCUCUUCUUCCUCCUCCUCGCCCUUCUUCGUCCUCUCUGGGGAUGCUCAGAUCGGGCCCGGACCGAACUUCCCCAUCUGGCUCGACACCACCACCAAUGCUGCAGGCUGCGCCUUCUCCAUCCCGAGCCUCAGCCGCCUCGGCACCGGACCGGUGGCGUUUGAGGCGGCGUUUUCGUUUUCGUUUGCGGCGAGUGCGGAUUACAACAGCUGGGGCAGUCGAGGGCUGGCGUUUGUGCUCACUGCCGGGGAGAAGACCGCCUGUGGCCGCAGCUCCGCCAGCAACAUAGGCUAUGGAUCAGCCCCCAACGCGUCGUUCGCAAAUAGCAUAGCAGUGGAGCUGAGAGCGCGGCCGACGGCGUGUGUGGCGGUGGUGGUGGGCGGGCAGGUGGCCGGCGACAACUGUGCCGACUCCGAUGCCAUGGCGCUGCUGCCGCCAGGGCAGGCGUUCACGCUGAACGAGCCGCAGCACGUGUGGGUGAGUUAUGACGGCAGCAGCGGCACGCUGCAGGUGUUUGUCUCCCCAGGCGCGGCCAGCAAGCCCUCGGCGCCCGUGCUGGUGGCGCCCAUCGAUGUGGCGGCGAUUCUGGGAAGCACGGCGGGGCUGUCGGUUGGCUUCACAGGCGCGUCGUGGUGGACGUGGGUGGACGACCUUGAAGACCACAUCAUCCACUCCCUGUCUUUUGAAGCUGUCCCCCCCGGGUCGCAGCAGUCCCUGCCACCCUCCCCUGCGCCCACCACGUGCCACCUCGCCCCCUCCCACACGCGUCUCACCUGCUCGGGCUUUGCGGGCCGCUCAGCCUUCCGCCUGAACGGCUAUGCCCACGUGGGGCCCGCCCCCUCCUUCCCCCUCGUCCUCGACACCGGCGGCACCGCUGGCAGCGCGCUCACCCUCGCUGACCUGGCGCUCUCGCUGGAUUCGUCCACGUCCGCAGUGACUGCAGGAGGAGACCCGCCGGCAGCAGCGGCAGCAGUGGCGUUUGAGGCGGCGUUUGCGUUCUCGGUGUGGACGGAGACGUCUUAUGGCUACCGGGGUAGCAGGGGUUUGACUUUUGUUGUUAGCAGCGGCGACAAGACUGCCUGCGGGUCGAGUGAUAUGGGAGCCAUAGGGUACGGGGGAGCGGCACCAGGGGCGUUCAACGGGAGUGUGGCGGUGGAGCUUCGGUCGGGGCCCACCUCGUGUGUGGCUGUGGUGGUGAAUGGCGUGGCUUCAGGCGACAACUGCGCUGCUGCUGACCACAUGACUGGCCUCACAGGAGACCAGGAGAUUGCACUGAGCGAGAGGCAGCACGCGUGGGUGGCAUACGACGGCACAUCCCAGUCACUGGAGGUCUAUCUGGGCGGCAGCGACGGCAUAAAGCCCGAGGAGCCGGUGCUGCGGGCAUCGCUUGAUCUUGUGGCUGUCAUUGGUGCCACGUCAGCAUCUGUGGGGUUCACAGCUGGCACGUGGUGGUGGGGAUGUGGCGACACGGACGACCACCACCUCAUCCAUUCCUUCGCAUUCAACACUGUGUCCCCCGGGUUCCUGCCGGCAGCACAGCCCACACAGGCGCCCACCUGCGAAACCACCGCCUCCUCUCUGCACUGCACUGGCUUCGCCGGCUCCACCCCCUUUGACCUCAACGGCUACGCGCAGCUCGGCCCGGCGCCGCACUUCCCGCUCUGGCUCGACUCGUACGAUUCUGUCGGCUCUGCGCUCUCCCUCGCGCCCCUCUCCCUCCUCACCGCUUCCGCCCGCUCCUCCGCCUUUGAAGCCGCCUUCUCCUUCACCUUCCUUGCUGAUGCCUGCGCUGCUAUCCCGGUGACGGGUAGAGGAUUCACCUUUGUGCUCACCAGCGGCCCAGCAACUGCUGUCGGACCACAAAACGCAAGUUCCCUGGGCUAUGGGUCAGCAGGAGGCGUGUUCCUCAAGAGUGUGGCAGUGGAGUUCCGCCUGUGCCCCGUACCCUGUAUAGCCGUCUCCUCUAAGGGAGUCGUGGCGGGAGACGGUUGUGCUGGAGCCGAGUUCUACACUGUUCUGCCCCCAGAGAAGGCCUUCCCACUCAACACCCAGCAGUACGCCUGGGUGAGCUACGAGGGGGCGUCUCAGACCCUCAACGUGUUCCUGGGGGGAUCGUCCAAGGUCAAGCCAGGUGUACCAACGCUCACUGCCCACGUGGACAUUGAAACCAUCCUCGGCGCCACGUCAGCGUCCGUGGGGUUCACAGGUGGCACGUGGUGGGGGCAGGACAUGGCGAGCGAACGACACAUCAUCCACCAGCUCAGCUUCGUGGGAGGAACUUUCCUGGAAACGACCAACGUAACGGCAGAGCUGACGAGCGCCUUUGCAUACUCCAACGAAACGGAUCUUUCCCUCUUCACCACCACCACACCCAUCACCACCACUCCCACCACCACCACCGACACCACCACCGCCACCACAACCACCGCCACCUCUUUCUCAUCUACCGAUGCUCUUGCCACCACCGGAACAGCCGGGGGGGCGGCGGUGCUGUCAGAGUUGUCUCCCGAUGCCACGCGCGGCACAGUGGAGUUCCGCUUCACCCCCACCACCGCCUCGGGGCCGCAGUCCUUUGUGGGGCGCCGCCGCAUCGUUGCUUCCCGCCCCGUGGUGCGAGCACACGUGUACGUGUCCAACAUGGAGGAUCGACCCAUGGCUGACGUGGCAGUGACAGCACGCAUCACCUACCCCAACGGCACCGACGCCUCGCACUGCUUCGUCUUCAGCGACCCACUGCUGCAGGGGAUUGACGACGUCAGCGGUGCAGGCACCCUCCCUCCUGCCACAUCAGCGGGCGUUGAUUGGCUGCUCCUCGCUCUGGACUGCGCCGCGCCUGCCACUCCCACCAACUUCAAGUUCGCCAGCACCCUGCACUACACCCUGCCUGCAUCAUCAUCCACGUCAUCUUCCACUGCAACUGCCACGUCAGCACCAGCAUCCGAACCAGCGCCAGUGGUUAAGAAGGUGGAGCUGACGAGUGUGCGAGUGACGGUGGUCCCUUCACCCAAGCUGCAAGUGCACUACUUUGUGCCCCGCCACGUGCAAGGAGACGACCUCACCACUCCUCAGGUGGAGGCACCAGUGCCAGUGACGCUAGCAGCACUCUUCCACAACUCGGGUCACGGCACAGCUGCUGCUGUCGCCACACAGUCACUGCUGCCCACUGCUGCCACCACCACCACCACCACUGCCGGCGCACCCGCCGCUGCUGACGUGGGCGCUACUACUACAACGGGUGACACGAGCAGUGCGGCAAUGAGUUUCAGCAUCACCAGCACAGUGCUGGGCAAUGAGCCGCAGCCGGCAUCGUUCUCUGUGAAGGUGGGCAGCAUCCCUCCAUCUGCUACAGCCAUGGUGCGCUGGACCAUAGAGGCCAGCCUCACAGGCACAUUCGAUACAGUCACCACCACCAACACCACCACCACCACCACCACCUCCUCCUCCCCGCUCACCGGCCUCUCCCCCAUUCUCGAGUCGGUUGACAUUCACAACCUCGUGCACGUCGUCUAUCUGCCCGACGCUGCUUCAGACGACGGGCUGCCGGAUUUCCUGGUGGAUGAUGAUGGGGACGAGCAGCCGGAGGCCAUCUACAGCAGCGCUGGUAACCACAUGCUGCCCGUAACCGCCGUGCCUUCCGCUGCUCUCGCGCCUGGCCGCCCGCUCUUCACCAGCGAAACCUGCGCCAAGCUCACUGUCGCUGUGGACUGGUCUGCCCUCGCACCAGCGGCAGCAGGGGGGUGGGCGCACAUGUCAUUUGCCUCGCAGCUGCCAUCACACUGCUGGAAUCUCACCGCUGCUCUCCGAUCCAACGGCUCUCAGCUGCCCAUGCCCUUCAACGCCUGGUCCUCCUUCUCCUCCUCCCCCGGUGCUCCCACUGGCACCGCUGCUGCCCCUGCCCCUGCCACUUCAACUUCCACCGCCCCUGCUUCUUCCCCCCUUGCUUCACUUUCUGCUGACACCACUCACAUUCUCGACUUUGUCUCCUCCCCCUCCUACACUCUCUUCUUCUCCUACUAUGAUCAGACCCUCUCCUUCCCCCACCUCUCCCCCUGUUUCCAGGCUCCCCCCAAGGCCUCCUCCAAACCCCUCUCCUCCCCCCCGUCCCCCUCCAAAUCCUUCUCCCCCUCCCCGCCCCCCUCCAAGCCCCCCCAAACCCCCUUCUCCUCCCCCUCGCCCUCCCCCCAAUCCCCUGAAACCUCCUCCCCCCCCUUCUCCUCCCCCUCGCCCUCCCCCGAACCCCCCACCAAAGCCCCCCUCACCACCGCCCCCCAAACCCCCGUCUCCCCCACCUCGCCCCCCGCCCAACCCUCCCCCGAACCCACCCCCUCCGAAGCCCCCAUCCCCUCCCCCUCGCCCUCCCCCACGCCCGCCCCCAAGUCCCCCACGCCCGCCCCCACCCCCCAGGCCUCCUUCCCCCCCGCCUCGCCCUCCCCCACGCCCGCCCCCGAGUCCCCCACGCCCGCCCCCACCCCCCAGGCCUCCUUCCCCCCCGCCUCGCCCUCCCCCACGCCCGCCCCCGAGUCCCCCACGCCCGCCCCCACCCCCCAGGCCUCCUUCCCCCCCGCCUCGCCCUCCCCCCCGCCCUCCCCCAAGCCCGCCCAAGGUUGUCUAGGACGCUCCGCUUACAUCGCCACGUCCAUUGGCAAAGGCAUCUGGGCUAUGGCGUUUGCUGAGAGUCACAAAUUCAGAUGUGUGACUCACCUUACGUCGAAGCGGCUUUUGAGUCGGGCAACACUAUGGAUGGAUGAGGGGCCUUGGAGAGAAGAGAACGCCACCUGCGCAAGGAUGGGUGGGGUGGGGUGGGACGGCAGGAUGGCAGACCCUCUCCUUCCCCCACCUCUCCCCCUGCUUCCAGGCAGUCAUGCCUCACCCUCCCUCCCCCCCCAAUCCUCCCCCUUCCCCUCCCCCUCGCCCGCCCCCCCGCCCCCCUCCAAGCCCCCCAAAGCCUCCCCCGAACCCAUCUCCUCCCCCGCGUCCCCCCCACAAUCCUUCUCCCCCUCCCCGCCCCCCUCCAAGGCCCCCGAAACCCCCUUCUCCUCCCCCUCGCCCUCCCUCGAAUCCCCCACCUCCUCCUCCCCCUUCUCCUCCCCCUCGCCCUCCCUCGAACCCCCCGCCAAACCACCCUCACCACCGCCCCCAAGCCCCCGUCUCCCCCACCCCGUCCCCCACCAAACCCUCCCCCAAACCCACCUCCCCCCAAGCCCCCAUCCCCUCCCCCUCGCCCUCCCCCACGCCCACCCCCAAGUCCCCCACUCCCGCCCCCACCUCCCAGGCCUCCUUCCCCACCUCCUCGCCCUCCCCCCCGUCCUCCCCCAAAGCCCUCCCAAGGUUGUCUAG